Pseudonaja textilis is the source of this 2623-nucleotide messenger RNA. It is a transcript of the gene TMEM209, whose product is annotated as transmembrane protein 209. Gene Ontology annotation, cellular component: membrane. Lineage: Eukaryota; Metazoa; Chordata; Lepidosauria; Squamata; Elapidae. The record is from RefSeq and is a predicted model, not a curated record.
UUUGCAGCGGGAAAUGGCACGCUUGGGUCAGAUCUGGCAUCUUCGUGCGCGCAACGUGUGAAUGUGGGACAAUGCAGGGGGAACGAAAUCCAUCCGAGUCCCUGAUUGACAGAACCAUCAAGAUGAGGAAGGAAACGGAAGCCAGAAAAGUCCUUUUGGUCUGGGGGUUUCUCAACCUGUCACUCGCUGGCAUGAUCUACACGGAAAUGUCUGGAAAACUGAUAAGUUCCUAUUACAAUAUUUCGUGUUGGAUCGUCUGGUAUGUAGAACUUGGGUUUGCUUCUUUGUUCAGCCUCAACGCCUUAUUCGAUUUCUGGAGGUACUUCAAGUAUACCAUGGCUCCCACCAGCCUAGUUAUGAGUCCUGGACAACAGUCCCUGCUGGGGUUGCAGAACGCAGCGGUCCAGACUACGCCGCCCCGGGAGUUGAUGCCCAGGAAGACGCCCCCUUCGCCGCCCUCCCCUCCCAUCCAGGGGCAGAGCGUCCUGAGCUACAGCCCAUCCCGUUCCCCCAGCACCAGCCCCAAAUUCGCCACGGGCUGCAUCUCCGGUUACAGCCCUCAGCUGCAGGCCUUGUCGGGAAGCAGUGGGUCCUACGGCACGGCGGCCAGUUACUCCCCAGGAAGCAGCUAUAGUAAGGUGCCGCCCUUCAGCCCUUCGCCGGGUCCCUUGAUGUACCCCGCUAGCCUCGGGCCCAUGGACAGCAGCGGGAUGAGAGCCAGAUAUCGCUCCUCGCCCACCGUCUACAACUCUCCCACGGGAAAAGCUGACUACAUGAUGGAUUUGAAGUCGCUCGACAGCUUCCUUCGAAACGAGGAGGAGAAACAGCACAGGGUGCAGCUGGGCAGUUCAGAUUCCGGCUCUCCGUCAAACAGCCCAACUUUUUGGAACUACGGUCGCUCCAUGGCUGACUACGCCCAGAUGCUCCGGAAAUUCCAGUACCAGCCGGCCUACAGGUCUCAGGCCCCCUCGGCUCACAAGGACGAAGCCGAUCUGAGUUCCAAGCAAGCUGCCGAAGAGGUCUGGGCACGGGUUUCAACAAGCAGACAGCUGUUCGAUCACAUGGAUUCUUGGACUGCCAAAUUCAGAAAUUGGGUCAACGAGACGAUUUUGGUGCCGCUGGUUCAAGAGAUGGACUCCGUAAGCACUCAGCUGCGGAGAAUGGGGUGUCCAGAGCUACAGAUUGGAGAGGCCAGCCUGAGCAGCUUGAAGCAAGCAGCUUUGGUGAAAGGACCCCUUAUUCCUACCCUCAACACCAUAGUGCAAUACUUGGACCUGACCCCAAACCAGGAAUAUUUAGUCGAGAGGAUCAAAGAGCUUUCCCAAGGUGGGUGCAUGAGUUCGUUCCGGUGGAACCGGGGAGGAGACUUCAAAGCACGCACCUGGGAUACCGAUUUACCCACAGACUCCGGAAUCCUCAUGCACAUAUUCUGCACGUAUCUCGACUCCAGGCUGCCUCCCCAUCCUAAGUAUCCCGACGGGAAAACUUUCACCUCCCAGCAUUUCAUUCAAACCCCUGAUAAACCAGAUAUGUCGAACGAGAACUUGUUCUGCGUCUACCAGAGUAGCAUCAAUCCUCCCCAUUAUGAGCUAAUUUAUCAACAACAGGUCUACAAUCUACCUAAGGGCAGAAACAACCUGUUCCACACCUUGCUGAUGUUUCUGUACAUCAUAAAGACCAAGGAAUCGGGGAUGCUUGGGCGAGUCAACCUUGGAUUAUCCGGCGUGAACGUUCUCUGGAUUUUUGGAGACUAGCUGAAUUUCCAGCCACGAACUCUUUUUAACUCCGAGAGGAUAAAUUCCUUCCCUAGGAUGGGAAUUUAGCUCUGAGAUUGUAACUGCCUUGAAUUUCACGGCCACACAAAGAGAAGGGGUGCUUUAUUAUUAUUAGUUUUACAACAACGGAAGAGUCCAGGGAUAAAAAAGACAUAUUUUAAAUACUGUUUCUAAGCAGGAGUUUUAAACGGGAGGGAUGUUUAAUUCUUACUCGAUGAACAGAACUGCUUUUUGGGUAAAAAUUUGGAGGAAGUCAGCCUGAAAAAAAAAAAUCUGGUUUGCUCCUUUUCCAUUGAUCAAUUUGGAGCCCAAACCCCAAAUCAUACUUUUGAAUCGAAUCCGGAGUCCCUAAAUAUAUUAAGGAUUGUUGCUUCUCUACAACCAAUGCAUUAAAUAACACUAAUCGAAAAAGAUAUAUUAAAAUCUGGAUCCUGUGCCGUUUGCGUUCUCCUUUUCACAAAAGUAGGUGCUUUCGACAACUAGCACAGAAAAGUUGUAAUGUGUUUGUCUGACUCCGUGUGCGUGGUUUGAGGUGAAAAUAUUGGUUAUUUCCUGAGCCGGGUUUUGCAUCCGGUUUCGCUUUGAGAACACUCCUAAACAUUACUUUAAAACUUUUUUUUAAAAGGUCUGUUUUUUUGAACAGGAUUGGGGUGGUUUUUUCUUUGCAGGAUUCUUAAAAAAUCAAACUUUAUGCUGUCCUUCUAUCAAGAGUUUAUUCUGGAAAAAAAAAAUAGGAAUUUUUCCCCUCUGUGUAACUGGGCAAUGGAAGAAGCGACAUUGUGAGAAUAAUGUACCUUUUUUUUCUUCAAUAGGUAUAAAAGUAUUUCUCAAGUUUAAGAUAGGUGGAC